Pygocentrus nattereri (red-bellied piranha) is the source of this 3079-nucleotide messenger RNA. Its product is annotated as homeobox protein Hox-C4a-like. NCBI's taxonomy places the organism in Eukaryota, Metazoa, Chordata, Actinopteri, Characiformes, Serrasalmidae. The transcript has 2 exons. Gene Ontology annotation, molecular function: DNA-binding transcription factor activity, RNA polymerase II-specific; RNA polymerase II cis-regulatory region sequence-specific DNA binding. Bases 1801 to 2550 code for a protein of 249 amino acids. The record is from RefSeq and is a predicted model, not a curated record. Gene Ontology annotation, biological process: embryonic skeletal system morphogenesis; anterior/posterior pattern specification; regulation of transcription by RNA polymerase II. Gene Ontology annotation, cellular component: nucleus.
UCGUCUAUAUGCACCCUGUAGAACCGAAUUUGCGUGACCGCAUAACAACCGCAAAUUCGCGUCUACGGGAAUACAUGGGCGAUUCCAGAUCCCCUGUUUUGCUACGUUUGUAGGUCCACCAGUGGUCUAUGGAACAGUCAGUGACAUAAGGCCAUGAAUGACUUGGACUGGUGGGGGGUAAUGAAGAUACUGUAUAAUGCACAGGAGAAGCAUUUUUGGGCAAAUUGCAGUUGUUUUUCACUGACUACUUGCACCAUCAGUGUCAGGCCUAAAAGCAAACUGCAUAAACAGAGGCAUUAAAUUCUGUUUCUGGUCCUGGGCUUUGCAGAUACUCACUCAAAAAAUGUACUGUCAGGAAAAGGAAUCAAGUUUAUAUUAAUUGAAUUGACGCGUUUUAAAAGCGUAUUGAAACUUACUGAAAGAAGGCAAUUAUCCGAACAUUACAUCAGUCAGUCAAAACAAGAAAGGGUUAAUUGUGUUUUCCCUGGUGUAUCUCCACCUAGUAUCUGGAGACGCAUGGAGACGCAUCAUCUUCAUCGCCAUCAACAGCUUCAUCUAUUUACAGAUUGGACGCGUUUGCCUAUAUUUUAUUAAUUGUCUCUAUGCUGAUUUGGAAAUAUGAUAUCGUUAGGGUCAAUUUGACCCCAGCAAUUUAAACUCCUGGGAAAUAUGAAAAAGGUCAAUUGGGAGUUCUGUCCUCUCUUCCCCCGUUUGGUGUGAUCUACCAGUGGUUCUUGCGCUACUACAGGUGUGGUUAUAUUAGGCUAUCCCAUAAAGGUGGUGGUGGGGGGAGGGUCUUUUUUGAACAUCAUAAAAUCGCAUGUUAGUGACCUCAAUAUCAAAUGUGUAUAAAGUGUUUAUGUUUAUUCUGUUUCAUACAGCUAAAACUGUACUGGGUCAAACUGAACCCAAAGAACACCAAUGAUGUAUACAAAAUGUACACAGAACACUGAAAGCAUAUCAGGUUAAUUUCAUCCUCAUGCAAUUGUACCAACAAAAUUAAAAAAGUCGUUAAAUGCGAAGCAAAAACACGUUAAUCGUUCAUUUUGAGACGGUAAACGUUGAAUGGGGUCAAAUCCACCCCAAAGACAGCAGCGAGGUUAAUUACUUAAGCAAAACAUCUAGAACCAGAAACUUCAAAGUCUUUCGGUUUUAAGGUAACUUUAAGGUCUGAAUUUUAGUUUAUGCAGUCUGCUUUUCUGCAUAGUGUUGAUGGUAAGUGGAUCUUGAUGACCCUUAUGUAUGGGUCAUUUGAAGAGUGGCACUAAGCGGGGUUUUAAUGAAGACUCAUUUAAUGAGCCUGGUCUAUUCCUCAUCUCAGUAUAGCUGUUGUUUCAAAUCUAAAGGCUUAGUUUAACAUGGAAUAUGCUAACCCGUUGUAUUCUCGGCAUAGUGCAGGAUUCCGGUUCUUUUCAAAUGUGCAAAAAGAAAUGCUGACAAUAUUCCUAUUAACUAAAACAAGCUAAACUGGGAAGCGGAGUAAAAUGGGUUAUAAUGCAUGUUCUACACUGUCCCAUUGCUUGAUGGUCAAUUUAUCCCACAGCCAAGCACUGAGAAUAGGUGGUUGGCCCUUCUUUCAGAUUAUAGUCAAGAUUAUGAGGAUGCACCAAACAAAUCUAAACGAAAAAAUACAGGUAAACAUUGGCUUCCGUAUCCGGGAAUUACCUCACCGCCUGCCAUUGGGCUAUAACGUGAUCACGUGGUCCGAGUAACUUUACGGGGUCCCCUCGCUGGUAGGAGGGCUUUAUAGAGCAGAAAAACGACAAAGGUGGGAAAAUUUAUUUCUCCCUCCCGAAAUUAAUGACCAUGAGCUCGUAUUUGAUGGAGUCUACCUACAUCGAUCCCAAAUUUCCUCCUUGCGAGGAAUAUUCCCAAAAUAACUACAUCACUGACCACAGUCCUGACUAUUACAGACGUACACGGGACGCCGGCUACCAGCAUCACCACCAGGAACUAUAUCCUCAGCGCGUGGGCUACCAAGAGCGCCAGUAUGACUGUGAAAGCAUCCCCGAGCCCGAGCCUCAACAAAGGCAUGGACUCGUCCACGGGGGGGACCUGCAGGCGGCUCCGCCGACAACGACGUCCCCUUCCGCGCCGGCGACUGCGCCACCAGCCUGCAGCCAAGCUGCCCCCGACGUGCCCACCGACCCAGCUGGGACUAAGCAGCCCGUGGUCUACCCCUGGAUGAAGAAAAUUCACGUCAGUGCGGUGAACUCCUGUUAUAGUGGAUGUGAACCCAAGCGCUCGCGCACCGCCUACACCCGCCAGCAGGUUCUAGAGCUAGAGAAGGAGUUCCACUACAGCCGCUAUCUAACGCGGCGAAGGCGGAUCGAGAUCGCCCACGCGCUGCUCCUCUCAGAGCGGCAGAUCAAAAUUUGGUUCCAGAAUCGCAGGAUGAAGUGGAAGAAAGAUCACAGGCUGCCCAACACCAAAGUUCGACCAUCCUCCACUGCUGGCUCGAGCUCGGCGGCCGCCACAGCAGCCCACAACCCACCCGCGAGCGGCAGCGACUCCCCCAACGCACGAGCCCAGGAUAUUACCAGACUAUAGACGAAGCGAUGCUUCGUGGACAGAAGGAAAAAUAAAUAAAUAAUAUUUAUACAAAAUGCAUUGUUUUUAUACAUCGACCAACACGAAGACAUGAUGCUCCCCUGGCGCUUUUGGGUUUCAUUAAGUUUCAUGGAAUGAGAAUAAUCUCUGAGACUGUUCGGCUAGCAGGGUUAAUUUAUUCAGCGUAUUUAUUCUUCUUCUUUCUGCUUACUUGAAAUCAUGGGACAGUUCAGUCCAACAUGCACAACGUGAUGUAUUUAUUUAGGCUGUAACUAAUUCGUCUCGUAUUUAUCUGACGUUGUUCGAGGUCUAAUGUGAUGGGAAAAGAUGCUAACAUAUCUGGAUUUUCAGAAAUCUAAAAUCUGCUCACCUCAAACAAAAUUAGAGUUUUUACAUUUUUGGUGGUAGGCCUACAGGCGACUAUCUCUGUAUAUUAGAAUGUGAUUUUAACUUGUAAAGUGUAAAAUUCAGUGCCUGUUUUGUAAUGUAAGUGAUUGUGGUCAAUAAAUAAAACGGUGUCGAAGCAAAA